AUGACUGCAAGAGGAAAAUAUCAUGAAUACCUUGAGUCCGUCUUCCCAGCCACGUCCUGGCGAAUUCAGGACAUCAACGGCGGCUGUGUCAAUACAACCCUUCGAGUCGUGAAAACGUCAGGCACUGCGACUGCUGAAAGUUUCAUUCUCAAGCAUGCGCGACCCAGUUUUGGUGAGCCUGGAUAUAUCCAAGAAUUUUCGCUCAAGCGACAAGAAAUCGAAAGGGCGGCUUUAGGACUAUGGGACGUUGGCAAGCCUCUAUACGACCGGAAGGAGGAUGAGUCCAGCCGCUGGCGAGUGCCAAAAUGUAUUCGGCAUGACAUGGGAGCAGAGUCCCGAUUGGGACUGACGGACAAUGACUCGGAAGCGUCGGUGCUGCUCAUUGAAGAUCUUGGGGAUGUGCAAGACAUCAUGAGCUAUUUGGAGGAUUGUGCCAAAUUGCCGGCACUGCCACCAAACUUGGAGGCGCAUAUAUUCUCUGCAGGGCAGUCUUUGGGUACUUCUCUGGCAAAAUUGCAUAGCCAGAAGACGCUUGCCGAAAUAGCGAGACAUCCGAGCACAAUGGCUGUCUUUUCGCAAUCCCUCACUGACCAUCUCGUAUGGAGCGCCAUGCUGGACUCGCUCCCUGAAUAUUUGUCAUCUUUUGAGGAUGGAAAUGAACUCUAUCAACGAGUCGAGAGCGAUUUCAAGACUGCUCAAUACGAUUAUUCACUCGUCUUGUGCCACGGCGACUUUCACACUGGAAACGUCAUGGUAUCCUCAGCAAGCGCAAGCCCAGCAGCCACGGCGGUAAUCGACUGGGAAUUCGCCCACUUGGGACGGGGCGUCAAUGAUGAUGCUGCGAAGUUCACAGCGAGUAUUCACUGCAUACUGAUCGAUGCGCGGCGUGGAAACAAGAACGAGACACUCACCAAUUUGCUGCGACGCCUCAUUUCUGGCUUCUGCUCUGGCUACCGGGAGACUGCUCAGCGCCGGUAUGACGCAAAGAACCCCGACGAUGCAAACUUGCAGCUUUUGCGAUCGGCCAUGUUAUUUCACGGGACAGAAAUGAUUGUCUUUGCCAGCGAGUUCAUCCCGGAUAGUGCGGCGCUUCAAGAGAUUCUUUCGGUUGGGGCCUGGUAUUUGAGGCGGUCUUGUGCUGAUGCCAACGCAUUUGCAAAACAGAACUUGGCCGUGCUGGCAUUGGAAGAAGAUGAGAGAAUCAUGGGUUCACUGUUUCUGAACUGA
Molecule: messenger RNA, 1227 nt
Organism: Akanthomyces muscarius
Lineage: Eukaryota; Fungi; Ascomycota; Sordariomycetes; Hypocreales; Cordycipitaceae
Exons: 2
Coding region: 1-1227 (408 amino acids)
Source: RefSeq, a predicted model, not a curated record